UUGAUCACCUGAGAAAAAUGGCGAAUUAAAUUAUCAACAAGUUGUUAAAUAUAAAAGAAUGAUAAUAAUAAGAACACUGUGAUCGUCUGAAGAAUUUAUAAGACGACAUAAGUAGAAUAAGUGUCAAAAUGUUCACCCGACAGAAGAACUGGAUUUCGGGAGCAAUAUGGAAACCCAAGAACCCCCAUUCUUUAGAACAUUUAAAGUUUUUAUAUGGUAUGUUGGGUAAAAAUCAAACAGUAACAGAACAGAAUCGUAGUUUGUUAGUUGAAACAUUGAGAUCAAUUUCAGAAAUACUCAUAUGGGGUGAUCAAAAUGAUAGCAGUGUAUUUGAUUUCUUUCUGGAGAAGAAUAUGCUGUCUUUUUUCCUACGAUACAUUCGACAGAAGUAUGGACGUUACAUUUGUGUGCAGCUGCUUCAAACUUUGAAUAUUUUGUUUGAAAAUAUACGAAAUGAAACAUCUUUAUAUUAUUUAUUGUCAAAUAACCACAUCAACUCUAUUAUUGUACAUAAAUUUGAUUUUUCGGAUGAAGAGGUUAUGGCAUAUUAUAUAUCAUUUCUCAAGACAUUAUCAUUAAAAUUAAACAGGCAUACUAUUCAUUUUUUCUACAAUGAGCACACUAAUGAUUUUGCAUUGUAUACAGAAGCAAUUAAAUUUUUCAACCACUCUGAGAGUAUGGUGAGAAUAGCUGUACGAACAAUAACAUUAAAUGUGUACAAAGGUGUUUCAAAUCAAUCAAAUUCAUCAGUUGAUGAUAAAGCAAUGUUAAGAUAUAUAAGAGAUCGUACUGCAGCACCAUAUUUCUCUAACUUAGUAUGGUUUAUUGGUAAUCAUAUAUUAACUGUUGAUCUCUGUGUAAGACAUGACUCGGAUCAUAGAAGUCGAGAUCGUUUAUCAGCUCUAGUAGCCGAACAUCUAGAUCAUCUACAUUAUCUUAAUGAUAUAUUAAAUAUUAAUAUCGAUGCUUUAAAUGAAGUUAUAACAGAUCAUUUAUUAAAUCGUUUGUUAAUACCACUUUAUGUUUACUCAUUGACGAAGAGAAAAAGACUCUCAGCUGCAGAAGCACGGGGUGAGAGGAAACAUGUGAGUUCAGUAGUGUCAUUAUUUCUACUAUCUCAGGUAUGGUUGAUAAUACAAUAUCCAUCACUAGUACAGCCAUUAGCAGAAGUUAUAUUUCAAGGUGAAAUAGAAUUAUCAUCGGAAACUGAUAUAGCUACCGGUACUAGUAGUACCGAUUCUCCAAAAUUGAAGGUGAGAGAAUUUAAAGAGCCAGCAGAGUCAUUAGAGAAGACAUUGGCUAAUACACACCGUACUUAUACAGAGAACCAAAUAAAAACACCACCACCAGCUGCAGAAGGCAAUUCACAAUUUUUUGUAGAAAGACAAGAAAGUGCUACAUCACAAGAUCAAACAGAAGAAGUAACAAGUCCUAUUAGUGAAGCAGCAUCUGCGGAUAAUGAUGAUAUAUCUAGUCCAAACCAGAACUCAACAGACGAAGAAAAACUUUCACAUCGAAUGACCUACAUACCUGAACCCGUUGAUCCCCCGCCCAGAUUUUCGUUGGAAAAUAGGCCUUAUCUUGAAGCAAUAUUUAAUAAUUUAGAAUGUAGUGAAAAUGACUAUGCAGCCCUGUUUGCUCUUUGUCUACUAUAUGCUAUAACACAAAGUGAAGGUGUUUCUCAAGAUGUUUUAGAUAAAGUUAUGAUGCCAACAGACAAAUCAAAUGAUAAAACAUACUAUAAUAUUGCUCUAGUAGAACGAUUACUACGAAUUAUUACAAUAGCUGCGCAAUCCAGUACUAAAGUAAGAUUAGCCACAUUAGAAGUUAGUAUCAAACUAUUCAAACAACUAGUCUAUAAAGAUGGCAAAUCCUACCUACAAGAUCGACAUCUAGCCAGUCUAGAAAAUGCCAAGGAAUGCAGUACACAACGACUUAGAAAUUUUUACAAGAGUGAAGAAAUAUUUUUAGACAUGUUUGAAGAUGAAUAUAGAGAUAUGAAGAAUAGUCCAUUGAACGUGGAAUAUCUAAUGAUGGAUGCCUCUAUAUUAUUAUCACCAACUGGUACACCACUAACUGGAAUUGAUUUUAAUAAACGAUUGCCGUGUGGAGAAGUAGAAAGAGCCAGACGGGCAAUUCGUGUGUUUUUCUUGUUGAGAGAUUUAUCUUUUACUUUGUUAAAUGAAUCUGAUGUAUCUUUACCUUUAACUAAAGAUGAAGCAUGUGUCAAGAUAAAUGAUGUUUUAGAUUUAAAUAAUAGUGAUUUAAUAGCUUGUACUAUAUUACUCAAAGACAGUCGAAGACAAGAAAGAAGAUUUUUGGUAAUAGAUCCUCUUCAGUUAAUACUUGUAGAACCAGAUACAAAACGAUUAGGUUGGGGUGUUGUUAGAUUUGUCGGAUUUCUUCAGGAUAUAGAAGUUACAGGUGAUAAAGAUGAUAGUCGAUCACUACAGAUUGUUGUCCAUAAACCAUCUACAUCUAAAACAAUACAUUCACGAUCAUUAUCUCUCCUCACUGGACGAUUUAUAUUUGAUGAUCAUAUACGAUGUAUGGCUGCCAAACAACGACUAAUUAAAGGACGAAUACGAGCAAGACAGCAGAAGAUGUCUACUAUAGAACGUCUGUUAGAUAUAUCUAGUCAAGGUGAUGGUGGUUCGGGAUCUUAUAGUAGAUCAGGUCCAAUACCAGGGCGAAGUCAUCCUGUUAGGGUAACAAGUGAGGUUCAAACAUCAGCUAGUAAAGACGCAUCUGCCCCAGCGGCAUCUAAAUCCGCUCAACAAUGUCAGCCAGUGGCAGAGAAGAAAAAAAAGGAAUCCAAAACCAAGCAAAGAUCAAAAGAGUUGAAUACAGAGAAAGUUCAUAGUUCAAUGGGGGAUUCUAUAGAAGUAGCACAAGAAGCAACUUCAGCAUUCGCAGUGCAGACUUUGAAUCAUGAUAGUAUCAAAACAUCAAGUUUUAACAGACACAGUCCCAAAUUGUCUGCUGCUAUCAAACCAGAUGUACAAGAAAUUCCUAUGGAAGAUCUAUCAGGCAAUUCUAAACAUAGAAGUGGUUCCCUUGACAGACCAUCUCUACGUCUACAAACAAACAUCCAUAAACAGUAUACCCGUAGUCACUCCCACAGUCCCAGACGUCAUAAGAGUGACUCUGAUCCUACCCCAUUAAAACAGCACGAUCCUAGGCAACCAUCGACACAGACGAAAAAGAAUCAGAAAAAAGCUCAGACCAGUUUGAUUAUUAAUCGUCCUCACAGUCACAGUAGUCCUAUACCGAUGACAUCUGCUAGGGCAAAAAGUCAUUCCUCAUCAGAAGAUAGUCUGGAUUCACACAAAAGUUCCAGAGGUUUCCUGAGUCAGUCACCAAAGUCAUUGCGACCAGCAGACGCACCAACUCUGUCAUUAGUUUCACAACCAGAAAUGGAAGUAAUUGUACCAUCUGGGACUAUUUUAUCCCCGAAGCUCAUUCCACCAGCAGAUGAGGAAAGGAUCCGAUCAUUCAGUGAUGUAUCGACUGGUAGCAGUGAUUCAGCUUCUUCAAGUCAUGUAAAUGUUUCCACACAGGAUAUGAAAGAACAACCUGUUAAAAAAGGUAAAGGGAAGAAAAAAUCGGUAGCAGCAGCUGACAGUGAUAAAGAACAAAAUCCAUCACAAGAAUUAACUUUAUUAGCUCAAAUGGUACAAGAGCAUUAUAAAUUUCCUGAUACACCUGAAGAUGAAAAACUCCCAUUUCCUAAUCAGCAGGAUAUAUGAUUACAAUAAAUAUAAGUUUGUGUUGAAUCAAAUAAUCAAUUAUAACAGUUCUUUAUAGUAAAUUGUGAUAUUUCUUCCGGACCUACAUAUUUCUUUAUGAGUAGGCCAAGAGAAAAAAGAUGUUUCUCAAACAUAGAUUACAAGUUGAGUGGUCUAGGUACCGAGAUUCAACUAGUCUUCGUAAAAUGGCAUUUUAUGGCAUAAUAUUACAUGUUAUUAGACAUGUUCUCUUUGAAAUUUGCCAUGGGGAAAUCCUUUCAUUUUGGUAUCUUAAUAGUUAAAUGCUAUUUUGAUUUAUUUCUCCAGGCUUUUUUCAAGAAUACAGAAAUGUGUUCCUCUAAAUUGAACAAAAAAUGUGCAAUUUGUUUUAAUCAAGUGAUAUAUAAUAAUUCACAUAAUGAGAGAAUAAUUGAUUUUGGUAGAUUACCUUUUAUUUUAUCAAUAAAUUUGUAUAUAAUAGUUGAAGACUUGGAGCUGCAUAUUCAGUUUUACCAGAACCGAAUUCUGGAAGCAGACAAAAUGGAUUAGUACUUGGUGGUACUGCAAUAGUUAUUAUAUGGAUUAGUUCAUUGAUGGAACUGAAAUAGUUAUCAUAUGGAUUAGUCCAUUGAUGGUACUGCAAUAGUUAUUAUAUGGAUUAGUCCAUUGAUGGUACUGCAAUAGUUAUCAUAUCGAUUAGUACAUUGAUGGUACUGCAAUGGUUAUUAUAUGGAUUAGUCCAAUGGUGAAACUGCAAUAGUUAUCAUAUGGAUUAGUCCAUUGAUGGUACUGCAAUAGUUAUUAUAUGGAUUAGUAUUAUAUGGAUUAGACCAAUGGUGGAACUUCAAUAGCUAUUAUAUGGAUUAGUCCAUUGAUGGUACUGCAAUAGUUAUUUUAUGGAUUAGUCCAAUGGUGGAACUGCAAUAGUUAUCAAAUGACUUAUUCUGUUGGUGGUACUGCAAUAGUUAUCAUAUGACUUAUUCUGUUGGUGGUACUGCAAUAGUUAUCAUAUGACUUAUUCUGUUGGUGGUACUGCAAUAGUUAUCAUAUGGAGAAACUGUGCACCCGACCUGAAUUAUAGGCACAUGUCUUUAGAUUAGUGUUAAAUUUCUUAUUGCGUAUAUAAGUCAUAUAUCACAUAGGUAGUUUGAUUAUAAUUUGUUAAUUUGAGACAAAGUUAAUUAUAAUUUAAACAGUAAUCUUAUAGUGUACAGUAAAUGUAUAGUCUUUUGAUUGUAUUCCAGCAAAUGUCAAUACUUAAAGAAUAUGACUGACUUGUCAAAAUGCCUCUGACUGUCUCAUUAAUUCUGAAUAAGAAAUAUUAGUUAUACUGUAAAUAUUAUUUAUUAAAAUGUCAUAAGUAGGUCAAUAUAUAUGUAAUGUACAGUGGGGAAAAGAGAAUAUUGAUCAGGCAAAAUUUUCAUGGUUAAGCUAUGUUAAUUGUGUUAUUAUUGUAAUUUUUAAUGUAUGUAAAUAUAUUUUAAGAUAAAAAGGUUAUUAUAUUAUUGUAUUUAUUGUAAAUAUAUAUGUAGUAUAUAUUGGUAGAAUUUAAUAUAAGAUGGUAUUCAAAUUAUAAAAUAGGUCAAUUAUUUUAUAGGAUUGUAAAUUUUAUGUAUUAUGGAAUAUUUAUUUCUAACAUUAUUGUAACAUAUGUAAAGACUUUUACUGGAACAAAAUUUAGGGAAUUAAAGUCUAGUAAAACUGAUUUUAGAUUAAAAAAAAAAAAAACACAAAUUUUAUUCCAUCCAGAAUGUUAGAUUUCAAAUCUGUUAUGGACAUAUAAAAAUUUAAACUGUGCAAACUCAAUGAUUACUGAUUAUAACUUGGAACAUGUGUAUAUCUAUAUUAUAUCCUAUUCCUACUUAUAGCAAACUUUUAUAACAUUAUAUUAGGAAGAUUCAAUUCUCCAUGAUUUCAGUCUUUAUGCUGUUUCCUAUUAACAAUUUAAAAUUCAUUUGUGUUAAGAUAUAAAAGUGAGAUAUACUGUUACAGACUGGUAUAUCGUACCAAAUUGAACAAUCUGGUAAUAUAUAGUAUAAGUAUUUAUGUCAUUUCAAGGAUAUAGAUAGAUGAAGCACAAUGAUUAGAUAUUAUUAGUAAAUAAUAUUAUAACAUCUAUUUGUAUGUCACAAAUAAGUUAAUAAACACAAUUAAACUUCA
Molecule: messenger RNA, 5888 nt
Organism: Patella vulgata (common limpet)
Lineage: Eukaryota; Metazoa; Mollusca; Gastropoda; Patellidae
Product: protein CLEC16A
Exons: 24
Coding region: 129-3749 (1206 amino acids)
Biological process (GO): regulation of autophagosome maturation; endosome to lysosome transport; endosomal transport
Cellular component (GO): endolysosome membrane; late endosome
Source: RefSeq, a predicted model, not a curated record